UUGGGGCAAAGAUUGGAAGAAGUUCCCUAUAAAUUGCCUCCUUGUACGGAAGGUGAAAGGUCACAAGAAGAAAGAGACUGAGCACAACCCAAGUCUCCCUUCGAGAUCUGGGUCAAGUUGUUGGUACAGGUUCAGGUUUCUCUUGUGGGGAGAGAGAGAGAGAGGGAGAGAAGCGAUGGGAACAUUUCUAGGGUUUGCGUUCACUUUAAGCCUAUUCUUUUUCAUGGCUCAAGGCAAAGUCCUCCGCUAUGAUUUUGUGGUGAAGGAGACACCUAUUGAGAUGUUGUGUGAGACGAGCCGGACCGUGUUGACCGUGAAUGGCCUAUUUCCUGGGCCGGAGAUCCGUGCUCGCAAGGGCGACACAGUUUACGUUAACGUCACAAACACAGGACCGUAUGGAAUCACUAUUCACUGGCACGGAGUGAGACAAAUAAGGUAUCCCUGGUCUGACGGCCCAGAAUACAUCACGCAGUGCCCAAUCCCUUCGAACUCUAGCUUCCUUCAGAAAAUCGUACUCACCGAGGAAGAAGGCACGUUGUGGUGGCAUGCUCAUAGCGACUGGACACGUGCCACUGUACACGGUCCUCUCAUCAUUAUGCCCGCCUACGGAAAAAUGUACCCUUACAAGUUUGACCAAGAACACGCAAUUGUGAUCGCUGAAUGGUAUACGAGAGAUACGAAGGACAUAAUCGACGAGGCACUUGCUUCCGGAGGCGAUCCAGACUUGUCCGUGGCCUAUACCAUCAAUGGUCAACCAGGAGACAGUUACUCUUGCUCUAAUGGUUCGGCUUACAAUAAAACUGUUGUGCGAGGAACAACGUAUCUCUUUAGGAUCAUCCACUCCGGGAUGAACGAAGAGAUGUUCUUCGGCAUAGCCAAACACAAUCUCACCGUGGUCGGAAUGGACGGAGCUUAUUUGAAACCGCUCAAGACCAAUUACCUCAUGAUAACUCCCGGUCAAACGAUGGAUGUUCUGGUCACCGCGAACCAAGCCCCCGAUCGCUACUACAUGGUUUUUAGUCCGUUCGUGGACACCAACGCCCCGUCCAACAAAAACGUCACGAGGGGAAUAUUUCAAUACAAAGGCAGACACAAUCACCGGGAGACUCCCGAGUUACCCGAGCUUCCGGGUUUUACCAACAUGAGCGAUGCCGGGAACUUUACUAUCCAGCUGAGGAGUUUGAACAGCAAAGAACAUCCGUCCACGGUUCCGACCAAAAUCACUAGGAACAUUACAAUCACAGUGUCCGUGAAUCAGCAGCCAUGUCCUGCUAAUCAAAAUUGUACCGGUCCACAGGGCACUAUGCAUUCCGCAAGCUUGAACAACAUAAGCUUUUCUGCUCCGUCGAUCAGCAUUCUCCAAGCAUACUACAACAAUAUAUAUGGAGUCUACAACAAAACUUUCCCGGAUGAACCACCUUCUUUGUUCGACUUCACCGGAAAUGUCUCGGCCUUGGGGGAAGCUGCCAAUGUGACUACUGAAGUGUUGAAGAUUGACUACAAUGAGGAGGUCGAAAUAAGAUUCCAGGGGACCAAUUUCGGAGCAGCGGAAAAUCACCCAAUGCAUUUACACGGCUAUAGCUUUUAUGUCGUUGGAAUGGGCGAUGGAAACUUCAGCGACACCUAUAUAUCAAAGUAUAAUACGGUGGAUCCGCCUUAUGUUAACACCGUCGGACUCCCCAAAAAUGGGUGGGCAGCGAUCAGAUUCAAAGCUGACAAUCCAGGAGUGUGGUUCAUGCACUGUCAUUUAGAACGCCAUGCGAGCUGGGGAAUGGAUGCAGUCCUUAUCGUCCGAGACGGUCAGAAAAAACAUCAGAAGGUUCGUCCACCGCCCAAGGACAUGCCUCCUUGCUCCGUGUCUUUAUCGUGAUGCUGUGUUCGUUGACUUCAUUGCUAGGGCAAGGGGUAUUGAUACCCCAAUGGGAAUAAAU
Messenger RNA from Rhodamnia argentea, 1931 nucleotides. RefSeq names its product laccase-14-like. Gene Ontology annotation, biological process: lignin catabolic process. Gene Ontology annotation, molecular function: hydroquinone:oxygen oxidoreductase activity; copper ion binding. The transcript has 7 exons. The record is from RefSeq and is a predicted model, not a curated record. Gene Ontology annotation, cellular component: apoplast. The coding region runs from base 176 to 1870 and encodes 564 amino acids. Lineage: Eukaryota; Viridiplantae; Streptophyta; Magnoliopsida; Myrtales; Myrtaceae.